Messenger RNA from Pseudoliparis swirei, 3089 nucleotides. RefSeq names its product cysteine/serine-rich nuclear protein 3-like. NCBI's taxonomy places the organism in Eukaryota, Metazoa, Chordata, Actinopteri, Perciformes, Liparidae. The record is from RefSeq and is a predicted model, not a curated record. Gene Ontology annotation, molecular function: DNA-binding transcription factor activity, RNA polymerase II-specific; sequence-specific DNA binding. The transcript has 4 exons. Gene Ontology annotation, cellular component: nucleus. The coding region runs from base 122 to 1807 and encodes 561 amino acids. Gene Ontology annotation, biological process: regulation of transcription by RNA polymerase II.
CUCAAUUAACUUUAAGGAGGCUAUACUUGUUCUAAAAAACUGUUUUUUUAGGUCACUUUGGGGCAGAAGAAGCAGCUGAUAUGUACACAUCCAUUGAGUCAUUUUUCCUCACCUGACUCCCAUGAGCUUCCCCCUCUGUGCAGGUGCGACCAGUGAGAGGAGCCGCACGAUGAGCGGCAUCCUGAAGAGGAAGCUGGAGGAGGCCCCGCCCCCUUACCGGACCCUGCGGGGCUCCGAUGACGACGUCUCCGGCAGCGACAGCGGCAACAGCAGCGACAGCCUCAACCACCCCGUCCCCCCGGGGCCGCUGGACGCGUCCCUCCAGCCGCCGGCCAAGCGUCUGCGCGGCCGCAGCGUUCACUUCGAGAGCGUGACGGUGUACUACUUCAACCGGCGGCAGGGCUUCACCAGCGUGCCCACGCAGGGCGGCAGCACCCUGGGCAUGUCGCCGCGCCACAGCGGGGUGAGGCGCUUCACCCUCUGGGAGUUCGCCGUGGAGCAGAAACGCAGCCACCGGAUGAUGUUGAGGGAUCACCUGAAAGAGGAGAAGCUCAACGCCAUCAAACGCAAACUGACUCAGAACGGCACGGUGCCCUCGGCGGAGGCGGACACGCUGGCGCUGGACGACAUAUCCGAAGACGACCUGGACGUGGACAACACCGAGGUGGACGACUACUUCUUCCUGCAGCCUCUGACCACCAGGAGGCGACGGGCCCUCCUGCGCGCCUCGGGGGUCCGACGCCUCGACGUGGAGGAGAAGCACGAGCUGCGCGCCCUGCGCGCGUCCCGGGAGGAGUGCGGCUGCCGCUGCCGGGGGGCGUGCGACCCGGCGACCUGCGCCUGCAGCCUGGCCGGCAUUAAGUGCCAGGUAAAUGGAACCGUGGUGGACCGCAUGUCCUUCCCCUGCGGCUGCACCAGAGACGGCUGCAGCAACGACACGGGCCGCCUGGAGUUCAACCCGGUCCGCGUGCGCACACACUUCCUGCACACCAUCAUGAAGCUGGAGCUGGAGAAGAGCCGCGAGGAGCAGCGGCGGCGGCAGCAGCCGGAGCAGCAGCUUGUAACCAACGGCAACGGUUACCAUGGCGACCACUCCUCGGUCCGGCAGCAGCAGCAGCAGCAGCAGCCGAACCUGCAGUUCCCAUUGAUGAGUGGCCCGCCGCACAUUCCCAUCAUGCACCUCCAGAACACCGGCAACGCGGAUUCACAUCGAGACGAAGAGGAGGAGGAUGAUGAUGAUGAGGCGUACGAGGAAGAUGAGGACGGCAGCAGCGUCUGCAGCGGGCUGUCGGACUGCAGCACGCACAGCUUGGACACGAUUGACUCCGAUGAGGAAGAGGAGGAAGAGGACGAGGAGGAUGAGGAGGACGAGGAGGGCGACGAAGAUGAAGACGAGGAGGAGGAUUGGGACUGCUCGUUGCACGAGGCGGGUCCUCCGCCCUACUCUGUGCCCCUCCCCUCCGUGCUGAGUUACUCCAACAUGAGCCUGGGUGACCCCUUCCACAACGCCCCCCCCAUGCUGCGCUACCCGAUGGACAGCGCCGCCAAUGACACGCCCACUUUCCUCAGUGGGCGUGGCCCCGCCCCGCCCACACUGCCCACAGUCGAGGCCGCGUUAGAGGCCGACAUGAGCCCCAAACUCCACUGCCAGCAGAGCGCUCCUCGCCGCGUUGCCGGGCCCAUCGAGUCCCGGGCGCCUCCAACGUGCCGAGAGAGCGUCUCGACGGACCUCCAGAACAAUCCGGACCGCCGUGACUCACAGACCGAGGCUCCGACGGGGAGCGACGCCAUGUCCGGCGGCACCUGAAACGCUCGGUGGAAACCGUCAUCAAGAAGAGACUUAUUUGAUGAAUUCUUGAAAAUCAAUGCGUCUCCUUUAUGAGGUCGUUGGUUGGAGAACAUAUAAAACGUUCGUAGACGAAGCUCAGUCGGGUUCUGCGUGGCGCUCGUGGCGCUCGUGACGCGACGCCCUCCUCCGACGUCUCUGAUCAUCACGGCAUGUUUCCCGGUUGCGGCCGGCAUCGAUGACGAAUGUAGAUUUCGAGGUGCUCGUCUUCUCUGCUCUGGUGUCUCAUCGUUGCUGCUAAUGCUUCCUAAAUGUCUGUAUCGCAUGUGUUCGGUUAUCUACGAUGUCUUCAACACAAACUGAAAUGAUAAAUGAAGUCCCCGGCAAAACAAUAUGAUUUACAUUCAUUUAUAUUACUAGCAUCACAUUAAUAUGUUUGAAAUCCUACUCAAAUAUAUAUUUUUGUUUUCUGUUUUGCAGCGGCUAUCGGAGUUUUACUAAAGUCCCUUAAAGCAGCUUUGACUAUUUUCAUAUUAUUAUCUCGUCACAUGACGACUAUCUCUAGACUCCGGAGCGCUUAGCGUCUUUCAGGUCACCGUUUUGUGUUUUUUGGUUGACUCUCUCGGCUCUCACAGCUUAGCCGUGACCCGCUGUACAUUACCGGGCUCUCCCCGUUAGCCGACGCUGACGUUAGCGAGCUAGCUCGGUGCACAACGAGACAGAUAUUCAGAACGUUAGCAAAAAAGGAGGAGCCGUUGAUCAAGUGUUCAUAUAAGAUGCGAUCCCUCGACGACGUUGCUUUGUGUCCGCUAGUCGAUAGCUCAUUGAUAGCUCGUAGCUCGGUGAUAGCUCAUUGAUAGCUCGUAGAUAGCUCGUCAAUAGAGAGUAGCUCGUAGCUCGUCGAUAGCGCAGCCGUAGAUUCUCACGGUUCACAUUUGUGAAGAUUACGUUGCCAAACAAAAACAUGCGAGCGACAUAAACUCUCUCCGUGUUGUUUAAAUUUCCAAGAACAGAAAUGUAUCCAGCCAACCAAACUGUAACCUGAACAAAAUGCUGCCACCAUCUGGAUGAAACAUUAUGUUCCGCCAAAUCAUGACAUGUAAUCCGCCUAUAACGACCGUAUUCCUCUGUGCAUGUUAUUAUCAUCUUACAGUGGCGUGAACGCGUGUUCAGAUAGUUUCAGAUAGUUUACGGCUCAACGUGUCUCAAUACUGCCAAGACUGGGUCCAAAGAUAUGUCGUGUUCUUUUUAAAGCAACUGUACAUUCCCACCAGUGAGAAUACAAAUAAACUUUGUAACAUCC